Messenger RNA from Phialemonium atrogriseum, 732 nucleotides. RefSeq lists its product as uncharacterized. NCBI's taxonomy places the organism in Eukaryota, Fungi, Ascomycota, Sordariomycetes, Cephalothecales, Cephalothecaceae. The transcript has 2 exons. The coding region runs from base 1 to 732 and encodes 243 amino acids. The record is from RefSeq and is a predicted model, not a curated record.
AUGUCCCACUCCUACCCCUACCCUAACGACGACGACGACGACUACGUACGCCACCGGCCCGCGUCGCGUCACCGCCGUGACUACUCACCAGACUACUACUCCGGGGGCGGCGGCGGCGGUCCCGCCGCCCCAAGGGCCUACGCCUCGGGCGCGAUGCCAGCCCCUCCGCUGGCACCGUCUCCCCCGCCCCCGGGCCCCCAAGCCCGGCUGCGACACAACGACCUCAGACCGCUCUACCCCACCUCAACCAACGACCGCCUCGCCGUGCCGAACAGCAGCCGGCCGCGGCCGCGGUCGACCCCGCCCCUCAACAACAACGCCCUAGUGACGACGACCACCGCCACUACUACCAACAACAGGCCGCCCCACCGCGACCGCGACAGCAAGAGCCCGCUGUCGCGCGCCCGCCACGCGCUGCAGCACACCUUCACGCCGUCGGACUCGGGCCUCGGCGCGGGCGUGCUGGGCGCCAUCGUGGGCGGGCUGGCGGCGCGGGAGGCGAGCAGCGCGGCGGCGUCGUCGGGUGGACGGAAUCAUCGGAGCGGCGGCGGCAGCGGCAGCAGUCACGGCCACGGCCAGCGGGAGUCGGCGGCGCUGCUGUCGACGAUCGUCGGGGCGGCGGUUGGGGGACUGGGGGCAAAUGCGCUGGAGAAGAGGUUGGAGGCUGGGAGGGAGAGGACGAGGACCGAGCAGGAGAGGUGGGAGGCGGCCGCGGCGGAGGGGGAGUGGUGA